AUGGGUGAUGAUGAUGAGGUAUGGCAAGCCUUUCAUCGUCCUGUAUGUGAAAAAAACACCGAAUGUUCAUCCCAUGCAAUGGAACCUGAAGCAGCAGUGCGCAUAUGGCAGAGGACUUUGUCAUACGAGACCCCACUGCGCUUCACAAGCUUCUUGAGUGAUGGGGACAGCAAAGCCUUUACUGCCGUCUGUGGGGCUGAGGUGUACGGUGACACUGUCAUCGAAAAAGAAGAGUGCACCAACCACGUUGCAAAACGCCUAGGCACUGCUCUGCGAAAAAUGACAACGCCACUGCCACGAGGUGAAAAGCUAACGGUCGCAGCCAUCCAGAAACUGCAGACAUACUACCAAAUAGCCAUAACAAAUAACAAGGGCAGUGUGCGCAGCAUGUACACUGCUAUAUGGGCCUCAUAUUUUCAUUGUUGCUCCAGUGAUGGGGCCAGCAGCCACAAAUUUUGCCCGGCUGAACCAGAUUCCUGGUGCAAACAUAGGCGUGCUGAAGCACUGGGGGAGCCUACACCACGCCACACCCCCUUGUUGACAAAAGCUCAGGGCUUGGCAAUUAUGCCUAUAUAUAAGCGCCUUACUGAUGAGAAGCUCCUGGCUCGGUGCCUUCAUGGCAAGACGCAAAACGCAGCAGAGUCACUCAACAGCAAGAUAUGGCUGCUGUGUCCAAAAACAAAAUUUGCUUCCCGGACAUCUGUGGAGACAGCCACGGCUAUUGCCGUGCUGUGGUACAAUAAAGGCCAUGCGGGCUUUGAAGAAGUCCUACAAGAGAUUGGAGUACUUCCCCCAGAAGAGUUGGUCACACAUAGCGACCAUUCUGAUGACAUGCGCGUAAAGAAAAUGAACUUGAAGCGAACCGCAGAAGCAAGGGCGCACCGUCGUAGCGCAGUGAAAAGGGCUCGCACCGAGGAGACCAACCGUAGGAGCCGGGAAGGGCCAAGCUACAGUGCAGGAGCAUUCUAGAAACUUUUGUGUGCUUUCUGUGAAGCUGCUCUUGAGUGUGACAAAGAUUAAUGCAAAAACAACUGGAUUUUGAAGAAUAGAAGGUUUUGAAACUUUCAAACCUGUUUUUCUCAUUUUCAAUUUUUUUGAUAUUUUCGUGUCUUCCGGGAAGCCUUUUGUACACUUAGAAUUGGUGUAUACUAAUGAAAUUUGGCACACAUACUCUUGAAGGUAUGUAGAAUACCGAUAUCUACUUGAAAUUUCAAUAUCAGUCGUCAGUAAUUACAAUAGUACGAAGUUAUGUCUCAGGGAACUAAAAGAAACAAUGGUCGAAGUGUCAAAAUUUUUUUCUCCCACUUCCUAUAACUGAACACGCUUUUUGACUAGAUAUCGGUACUCUGUGAUCUAGGAAGAGCUAAAUAAGCUAUAGCACGAUACCUUUUGUGAAAGUUUAGUUCAUAAAAAAGUGCCCGUAAAGACCCCUAUAAUUUGCACUUCAGUAUAAUAUAACUCGAGAACUAUAGCAGCUACACAAAAACUAAUUGCAUAUUUGAAAUCUGCAUAAAAAACUCUUCAGUUGGCUGAAUUUUGAAGUCUCUGGUACAAAUAAUAAAAAAAAAAGUUGUUUCGAGGAGCC
Molecule: messenger RNA, 1585 nt
Organism: Dermacentor albipictus
Lineage: Eukaryota; Metazoa; Arthropoda; Arachnida; Ixodida; Ixodidae
Source: RefSeq, a predicted model, not a curated record